Molecule: messenger RNA, 664 nt
Organism: Periconia digitata
Lineage: Eukaryota; Fungi; Ascomycota; Dothideomycetes; Pleosporales; Periconiaceae
Source: the annotation of a GenBank genome assembly
CUCUCUCCUAGUCUUUGUACUGGCCAUGGCCGCUUACCCGGACAUUCAGAAGAAAGCGCAGGCGGAAGUUGACCGCAUAUUCACUUCCGAAAGGAUGCCUAACGGUGCUGAUAUCGAGAAAACCAGCAUGCCAUAUCUGCAAGCUCUCUUCUGGGAGAUCUUACGAUGGGUUCCCGUUCUUCCGGUAAGCCUCCCUCACGCUACAACCCAAGACGACACGUACGGACGAUACUUCAUUCCAGCUGGAACGACCGUCAUCAUGAACGUAUGGGCUAUCCAUCACGACCCGGACGAAUAUCCCAACCCCGACGUCUUCGACCCGUCUCGCUUUUUGAACAACGACUUCGGCGCUUCCGAUGCUAGUCAAGACAACGCGUCGCGGAGGAAAACAUACGCGUUUGGAGCAGCCAGGCGUGUUUGUGCAGGGCAAAGCAUGGCUGAAAAGAGCUUAUUACUGUCCAUGGUUAAGAUUCUUUGGGCAUUUGAUAUACGCCCCACCGAGGAAGGGAAAUUGGACACCAAUGUUGAGACUGCCUUCACUAGUGCAAUUCUCAUAGGACUAAAAGACGUGGGCAUGGACUUUGCUAUAAGAGAGGAAUCCAAAAGAGAAGUGGUCAAAGCGGAAUGGGAAAAAGCGGAUGCUUUUUUGCGGACUUUUGAGUGA